UUUGAACGGAGAUGAAACGGCUAACCCCUACGUCACUCUACGCUGAACUGCGUACUGAUGGAUUUCACGUGCUGCGGCCCCUGCAACGUUCUAACUGCGGAGGAGCUUUCGGAGGCGAAUGCCGUGGCGUCGGAAAGGGUGGAGGUGGUGAAGUUCAAGGACACGUCAUCCACCUUUUCGCGGUUUUGCUGCUCAAGGCGGCGACCACAGCGAGGCACCGUGCGGGAGGUGACACUCAGCAGCGCCGAACACGCCUGGCGUUCCAACUACGGACGCUACAAGUACUGCGGUUUGCGCCCAGAUCCCUGCAGAGGAAAGCCUCCAGAGAUGCAGGAUAUGCACCGGGUCAGCCAGUUGCGGUCGCCCGAUGUGGUGGAUGUCGCAGGCGUGCAGAAGCUUCAACGGCGUUUGGCGGAUUUGUCGGACUGUCGGACUGACUUUGGCACCUUGCUGCGCUUUUACCGGGAAGGUGACGGGAAGCCUCCAGCGGCAGAAGAGGCGUUCCGCGAGGCAAUGGACUGGCAGCGACAACAUGAUGUGGGCCGUGCGCUAACCCACUGGAAUCUCGAGCUCUAUGAGCGAGUUUUAGCCCCCUGGUGGCCCUCCGGUGGAUUCUUAGGCCACGGCCGUGAAGGUGAACCUGUGGCUUUAGAGAGGUUGGGCCGAGCGGAUUGGUCGACACUCUAUGACAAUGUGCCCUAUGAAGUUCUCCAGAAGAUGGACAUCGUGCAUUGCCUCCGGACCCUGUCGGGCUGCGAGGAGGACGCGCUGCGGCGGGGAGAGGCCUUCGUGAACGCCACCUUGGUGCAGGACCUGGAGGGCAUCAGCUGGAGCCGCUUCAAGCCCAGCUCCUUGAAGACUUUGGGCAAGCUCCUGAAGACUCGCAUGUACCUGGUGCCACGCACGGGACGCCGAGUGCUCAUUGUCAACGCGCCACCGGCCUUCGUGCGAGUUUGGAGUACCAUCAAGAACCUUGUGGUGCAUCCCAGCACCGCACAGCUCAUUGAGAUCGUGGGCAAAGCUCGGACUUUAGAGGUGCUGCGGAAGUAUUUGGAUGACGACGUCAUCCCGGCCUACCUCGGUGGUACCAGGACAAUCGAUGGAGACCCCGAGUGCCGCACGCUGCUGGCGCCGGGCGGGACACCGCCACAGGAGGCCCUUACACGUGUGCGCCAGUUAGUGAGGCAAGAAGCCCGGAAAGACUUUUAGGCGAAGCACUGCCAAUUGAGCCCCUCAGAUCCAAAGGCGCCGACGGAGCCCGCGGGGAGCUUCUGCGCAGAGCUCGAGGCUCGCA
This is a messenger RNA of Durusdinium trenchii, 1294 nucleotides long. The record is from the annotation of a GenBank genome assembly. NCBI's taxonomy places the organism in Eukaryota, Dinophyceae, Suessiales, Symbiodiniaceae.